Molecule: messenger RNA, 6223 nt
Organism: Ailuropoda melanoleuca (giant panda)
Lineage: Eukaryota; Metazoa; Chordata; Mammalia; Carnivora; Ursidae
Gene: ADGRG7
Product: adhesion G protein-coupled receptor G7
Exons: 16
Coding region: 247-2646 (799 amino acids)
Biological process (GO): cell surface receptor signaling pathway; G protein-coupled receptor signaling pathway
Cellular component (GO): membrane
Molecular function (GO): G protein-coupled receptor activity
Source: RefSeq, a predicted model, not a curated record
CCUGUUCUCGUUCAGUGAAGGAUGAGGAAGUUGCAACGAGAGAAUGUACCUUUCAUUAGAUGAUUCAAACUGCAGCCUGCCUGAUUAACCUAAAAAGUCCUAAAAAUGAGGACUUCUGCCUGAUAGAUCACUGAAAGGAGGAAUUAUUUUUAUUUUUUAGAGUAGUUGCUGAUUAAGCUUCUUGGCUCAAGAAGAAAGACGCUACUUGUUCUUCCUCCAGGAGUGGAUUUGUGGCUUGGCUUUCCCAUGGCUUCCUGCCGUGCUUUCGACCUCAGGGUGCUGGUGGCCGUUGUAUGUGGACUGCUGACAGCCAUCGUUUUGGGACUGAGCAUCUGGACAACUGUGAUUAAGAUCCAGAAAGAACUAUCAACCUCCUCACCAAGCAUCCCUGUAGAGUUCUGCAGGAAUGGUGGAACCUGGGAAAAAGGCAGAUGCAUUUGUCCAGACUUAUGGAAAGGAUGGAGAUGUACAAUCGCUAACUUCUGUGAAAAAAGUACCUAUGAGAGUUUUACUUUUGAUAGAAUUUCAGCAGGAAAAUAUGGAUCUUCCCAGCAAAGAUGUGAUAAGGACACUUUAAAUGCAGGCAAUCCAAUAGCAACCCGGCUGUGCAAUAUUACUACAGAUGGAGAGAUAGUAUUACAAAACGCGACAAUAGGAAAUUGCAAUGAAACUCUGGAAACCCUGGAAAAGCAGAUAGUCAAUAUCUCGACACAGUCUCUGAAUAUAUCUGCUGAAGCUCAGAUUUUAACAUCUGAUGUCGACAGAAUAACUCCGGAGGGCAUCAUUUCAGCUACUAGAGUGGUCGGGCAGAUCUUCAACCCAACCAGAAAUGCUGUCUAUGAGGCAAAAGUAAUUGCUGUAACAACAGUGAGUCAGCUUCUAGAUGCCGGGGACGAUGUUUUUCAAAAAGCUGCUGCUGCUGCUACCCAUAAUGAUGACACCUUUGCAACGCUUGUUGAGCAAAUGGAGAUUUAUUCCACGUCCUUGGGUAACAUGUCAGUGGUGGAACCUAAUGUGGCAGUACAGUCUGUGGAUUUCUCUUCAGAAGGCACCAUGCAGUCUACAAAUGUUCGCUUCUCUGUGAAGAGAGGAACUAGUGAUUCUCUCAUUUCUGGUUCCACAGUUGUGGACAGAGAUGUGAACGACCUUAAUCCAGAUGGGGAGACUGAACUUCAAAUCUUGCUCAGUACCGCAAACAGUGACACAAAGGCAUGUGGCUUUAUAGUGUAUCAAAACAACAAGCUUUUCCAAUCAAAAACUUUUAAAGCUAAAUCAGAUUUUAGUCAAAAAAUUAUCUCAAGCAGUACUGUUAAAAAUAACACUAGAAGUCAGGAAGCUUCUGUUGACAUUGUCUUUAACCCAAAGUAUGACCGAAAAGAAUUCCAGCUCCAUUCCUAUGCCUGUGUCUAUUGGAAUGUUUUAACAAAGGAUUGGGACACACAUGGGUGUCACAAAAAUAAGAGCACUGAUGAAUUCGUGUACUGCCACUGCAACCAUACUACUAAUUUUGCUGUAUUAAUGAGUUUUGAAAAGAUUUAUAAAUAUCCUGAACCACUAAGCACAUUAUCCAGUGUUGGCUGUGCCCUGUCCAUCACCGGUCUGGUUCUCACAAUUGUAUUUCAGAUUGUCACCAGGAACGUCAGAAAAACUUCAGUAACCUGGGUGUUGGUCAGUCUGUGUGCAUCAAUGUUGAUUUUUAACCUCCUCUUUGUGUUUGGAAUUGAAAACUCCAAUAAGAAUGUAAAGAAAAGUGAUAGUGACACCAGUAAGACUGACUCGGACAGAAAUGAAAUGCUCAUGCAAGACACUGUUGACGUCUGGAAUCCCGCGUGCACUGCGGUAGCUGCCUUGCUGCACUAUUUCCUGUUAGUGACGUUUACCUGGACUGCCCUGAGUGCCGCACAGCUCUAUUUCCUUCUCAUUAGGACCAUGAAGCCUCUUCCUCAACAUUUCAUUCUGUUCAUCUCUUUAAUCGGAUGGGGAGUCCCAGCUGUAGUGGUGGUUGUGACAGUGGGAAUUAUUUUUUCUCAGAGUGGUUCACAAUGGGAGUUAGACUACCGACAAGAAGAAAUCUGCUGGCUGGCAGUUUCAGGCAACAAUGGUCUUAUAUCAAGUCCAUUGUUGUGGUCAUUCAUGAUACCUAUCACCAUUAUCCUCAUCAACAAUAUUGUUAUAUUUAUUAUCAUUGUAGUCAAAGUGAUAUGGAAGACUAACCAGAAUCUGACAAGCACAAAAAAGGUUUCCUUCCUAAAGAAGAUUCUUAGUACAUUAUCUAUUACAGUUGUUUUUGGAGUUACCUGGAUUCUGGCAUACUUUAUGCUAAUUGGUAAUGACAACGUCAGGCUUAUCUUCAACUACAUGUUCUGCCUUUUCAACACUACUCAGGGAUUGCAAAUUUUUAUCCUCUACACUGUCAAAACAAAAAUCUUCCAGAGUGAAGCUUCCAAAGUGUUGAAGUCGCUGUCGCAGUCCACGGGGAGAGUGAAGGUGCUGCCGUCAGUGACCGUGCUGAGGCUGCGUGUGAGAAUGUAUAACAUGCUCAGGUCAUUUCCAGCCCUCAGCGGACACUUUAGGCUGCUGGAGCCGUCCGUGGUAGUAGAGGAAACGACACUCUGGGAAAGGGACCAAGAGGACACAAGCAUCUAGACAGUGAAACUACUACCUUUUGGAACCCUCUUUUUGUACAACUUACAUUAAGUUUUUGCUCAUUCUGUUUCUUUCCUUUAUUACUCAGUCCUCCCAGAAAGUCUCCCUCAAUAUACUUUGCUCAAGGCUAAAACCUGUUGUUUAUUAUCAUCAGGGAUAAUGGAUUUGGUAGUUUUUCUAUUAUUCGAUAGAUUCUCACCCAAACAAGGAAAAGAAUGCCACCUAACAGUCAAGAUAAUUCAGAAUAUCAUUGUUACUUAUAUCGUAAAUGUGACAAAUGUUGCUAAAACAAAUUCUUUUACAAUUUACUAAAAAGAACAUGAGGAGAAAAAUGUAUCUUCCAGAACAAAAUGAUUCCUAAUGAACACUGCAGGGAGUUGCUUAUAUAUAUAAUACUUUUGAUCUGUAUAUUUUAAUUUGUAUGUGCUUAUAUUUUUAUUUCUACUUCAGGAUUUUGUGCCAGUUUAACCUCUGGAAAGGGAUAUUUUUUUCUGUUCAAAAAAAGAGCAUGUUGGUGACUGGAGGAUUUAGCUCUAUAAGGAAUGGCAGUGAGACACAAAAAGAUGAGCUAGUUACUAAAGCCUCUAUAUAUUUCCUUCUGGUUCUUGAUACAUCGGUCCUUUUAUUGAGGAAGUGACAUUGAGACUCAAAAAACGAAAAGUUGGCACUACUUAUGAGUUUAGAAAAAUCUCACUGCUCAUGGAAUUUCAAACACUUGAAUGGCUUAUGAAUGGCUUCCUGAAGAAAAAAUGACCUCUACAGGAGUGGGGAGCUCUCCCACUGGACUUCGGACAUACAAUCUAUGAAUUGUGGUGUUCUGUUUUGUCAUAAACUAGGCAAGUGCUAUGAGUGCCCUGAACUAAGGGACUAACAAAUGUCAUGUGAGCUGUGCCAUACCCUUCUCACCACACCCUAAUGAACAUGUGGUUUUUUAUAGAAAUGGUUGUAAAUGACUGUUGGAUUCCUAGACAAGCUGAGAGCCUAUCUCAUCUGCAGUAUAACUGAGACCUUACAGGCUAAUGGGAAAAAGUAAAGAGAAGAGAAUAAAGACGAAAAGCAGUUCUCAGAGGUCUGUGUUUUUAGUAGUGGUAAUAUCCCUAGAUAGGGGCUGGAAAAAUUGUAAGAUGUGGUUGACAUAUUCUAUAUCCCAAAAUUUAUAUUCAGAUGAAAGUAAACUUUAAAUAAGAGCCACUUUAAAGUGAAAAGAAGAUCACCAAAGAGCCUCCUUUAGCCUGAGAGUGGAGUAUAUGUGUUCCCUUGGUGAUUUUAGUUUUCUUUGCACUUCUUCAGUCUUCUUGGGAGUAAAGCAACCAAAAUUCCCUAUAAUUUUCCUGGAAUGGCUAUACCAAAAAUGUGCAAACUUUACAUACAUAUUGUGGGGGAUAAGACAGCAGACAUUGAUGUUUACUUUCCUACCCUGAAAUCCUACUACUUCGGGAGUCAUUCUUAUUUUUUUUUUUUAAAGAUUUUAUUUAUUUAUUUGACAGAGAGAGAUAGGCAGCCAGCGAGAGAAGGAACACAAGCAGGGGGAGUGGGAGAGGAAGAAGCCGGCUCCCAGUGGAGGAGCCUGAUGUGGGACUCGAUCCCCGGACUCUGGGAUCACGCCCUGGGCUGAAGGCAGACGCUUAACGACUGAGCCACCCAGGCGCCCCGGGAGUCAUUCUUAUUGAUUUAAACCUUUGCCUCAGGCAGUGAUCAGGAAGUUUAGUGAUAGAGAUCAACUGAAAGUAGGUUAAGGGUCAAAGAGAACUUAAUGGCUCUGUUAAAAUCCAAAGGCUGAGUUGGUUUUAGGUAGGGUAACUAUAUGUUCUAGUAUGCCUGAACCUGUUCUAAUUUGUACCUGUUAUCCUGUUUUGUAUUACUAGCAGCCCCUUUUACUCUCAAGGGUCCUGGUUCAGGACAUAAAAUAUAUGAUAAUACUAACUUUAGGUCUAGAAUUCAAAAGCAAGGAGUUCAAAGAAUGUGUUAGGAUUCUGUUCCUCUCCCUGUUUCUUGGGUCUUUGUCCUUCUGUGUUUGGCUCCAUCUUCAAAUUGGAUUACAUGGCUGAACAUUGGCCAUUGGCAUCCCCUUUCUCCUGCCCUGCAACCUCCUUUCAGGGAAGGCCAGCUGAACCCAGAACCUGUGGGGCUCAGUUCCUUGUGAUACAGAGUAAAGCAGGGGCAGGAAGAGCAAAGGACCAAAGAACUGGCACAACUUCCUUGGUCAUGUGCCCACAUGUGCCCACAGGAAUUGUGUUCAGGGAAUAUUGGGCCAGCCUGAGUGUCAUGCCUACUGUGAAGUGGAGGGAUGGGGGAUGACCUUGCUGACAGGAUAUCUUGGAGUGGAGCUUAGGCAGUUAGUUACAUUGAGGAUGAGCUCAUCAAUCAUUUCCCUUACUCCGAAUAAGCCUGUUUGAUCCUUUUCUGAGCAGAGUUUGAAUGGGGUGGGUAAGGAAAGCAAUAAUUAAUUAUUUGGUGCUUUGCAAUUUGAAGAGCAAAUACAGGGGCCAUAGGAGCCAAAUGGUGACUUAACUUAAAAAGAAAAUUUCAGGAAAGGGAGACUCAGAGUACUGGUUCCCAUGAUAUGACAUGGAGCCCAUUUUCCAUGUUUCUGAUUGAUUCUGUGUGAUAACAGUGCCCUGUAGCCUUUCUGCUCGUGGCAGCACAUGUAGUUUCUUUGGGGGAACAAACUAUCCUGACCUUUAGAUUUUCUUUUCUGGGUCUAAACUGACAGUUCAGUGCUGCUUGUUUAAUUGUUGGAGUUUUGGUUGCUUUUUCUCUUACUCUUCCCAUUUUGAAGUUUACCUUACCUCUUUUUUUUCUGUUACCAACCAAAGGAGAUUAUUCUCAAAAUCAUUGUCUCAUUCAAAAGAACUUGGCAUUCUUUGCAAAUGUUUGGGAAACCAGGACCAAAAGUGCCAAUUGUAUCAUACCCACCUGGCAGCCCCUGGAGCUCUCUGGCUCUGUGGAACCCCCCUAAUAUGUCUCCCUGGGACCUCUGGUACCUGGCUCCUUGGAUGAGGUCCAAGACAGAUACCAGGAUUAGGUUCCAUUCCUGGGACAAGCAUGAGGGGUGCAGGGACAGUUACUAAGAGAAGAAAUGGCUUCCUACUUGCAUUUUUAAAAUACUGCUGAUUAUGUUAUGACAAUUUUGGAAGAUAUCUACAAAGUAUAUUUUUCAAAAAAGCAAAAUUCAUAAUUCCUUAACCUAUCAAAGAUGGCUGUUUUUCCAUGUUGUCUUAUGCUCUUUGAAUACAUAAGGAUUUAAAUAACUGUAAUUACAGUAAAUGAAAUUUUAUCCUGAUUUUCAUUUAAAUUACCCAGUAAUGCAGUCCUUACAAUAAUUGAUUGCAUAAUAUAGCAUAAGUUACUAAGUUCUAUUGGAUUUCCAGCUUAUUUAAAUUUUUAUAUUGUAGUGACACAUGAUUAAUAAACUGGUAUAUAUAUACUUUUUUUUCCCUUUCUUUUUAAUUAUUUCCUUAAGGUAAACUCUAAGGAUUAAGAUAAACGUGUCAAAAGUUAUGGAAAUUUGUUUACACUCCUUGUAUAUAUUAUUAUAUUGCCUUGAAAACAUUGCACUAAUUUGUAAUGUCACCAU